Messenger RNA from Filobasidium floriforme, 1923 nucleotides. RefSeq lists its product as uncharacterized. Gene Ontology annotation, biological process: regulation of DNA-templated transcription. The record is from RefSeq and is a predicted model, not a curated record. Bases 1 to 1923 code for a protein of 640 amino acids. Lineage: Eukaryota; Fungi; Basidiomycota; Tremellomycetes; Filobasidiales; Filobasidiaceae. The transcript has 12 exons. Gene Ontology annotation, cellular component: nucleus. Gene Ontology annotation, molecular function: transcription cis-regulatory region binding; DNA-binding transcription factor activity, RNA polymerase II-specific.
AUGCCUCCUGCAACAUCCAAUACCACCAAGGAUGCCAAGAAACAACGUCUGACACAAGCCAAGCCUUCUGGGGAAGAGAAAUCGUCAAGCUUGAACACGGGACGAGGAGGGUCUUCGGAAGUCGGAGAUCGCGACGACGGAUCAUCUGGCCUGAUCGAUGCCAUCGAUGCUGGCGACCAAGAAGGAAGAGAGACGACGGAGAGGACGAAUUCGAAUACGUGCACAACCAGGCAGGAUGAUUUAGGGGUAUCCGCGCCUAAUCGCCAGGGAGACUCGACUACUCAAUCUGGCUACUGCCUCGGCAUCCCGACCGGCAUGAUAUUACAGGCGACAGACGAUCAACCUUCCCCCAAUGUCGAUGUCAUGCAACUCGGAGGAACACUCAUGGAGACCCUCGUACAAGGACCCGUCCAGGCUGGGAACACGCCUACGGACUUUUCCCCGAGCUCGAGCUCGAGACCGGUUGCUGAACCUGAAGCGAGCGUCAACGUCAUACAAUACCUGGAUCCGGGUCAUCAACCUCAACUCGUGCUGUCGGAGUCGUCAGGCCCAGGGCACAUCAGCAUUUCAAGACGGUUCGGUGAUCCUAUCGAUAUAGGCCUAUUGGCGGUUCACGAGGCUACGCAUCUCGUUUAUCUCUUCCACAAUCGAUUACAGCCUUAUAUAGCUCUGCUAGAUCCAUCUUAUCACACGUUCGAGUUUUUAAGAUCCAGCUCAAUCCUGCUGCUUACCGCCAUCCUCACGGCGUCUUCCCGAUUCUUCCGGCCGGACCUAUGGCCUGCUCUAUCAACCCAGUGCAAUCAGGUCUUAACGAGGGCAAUGUCCGAGGGCAUGUGCAACAUUCAACUAGUCCAAGCGCUCUGUAUCAUGGUAUACUGGAAGUCGCCUACGGAUAACACGGCGUUCUUGAAGAUCGGUCAUGCCGUACGCAUGGCUUAUCAACUGAACCUGCAUCUGCCUAGACGAUCGUCUAUGCCCACAGACAUUGUACAAGCAAAAUCCUUCAUGGAUAAAGAGAGAACGUGGCUGUGUGAUGUCUCUCGUUGCAGGCGAGUCGAGCUCGACUUGCUGAUCUCGACCGAUCAUUGGUUUUGGCAAGGUUUCGACGCUUCCUAUAGCAUGUGGUUCGGACGGCCUCCAAUCAUUAUUUCACGUCACAUACCCGAUAUUGAACUCUGGUUUCAAAGGCUGCAUCCGUGGGCCAUCCCUCUGGACCGAAAGCUAGCGUGUAGUAUCGACGGUUUACCAAUUCUGCGCAAUCGAUUGGCGAUCUCUGAAGCUUUAUUCGACAUUUCCAUCUCUUCUCAUAUUCGCGAGUCUCUGGCGCGACACCAUCGAGAUCUGAUGAGACGGUAUACGACAAGAUGGAUAGAUGAUCGAGCGCUUCAAACCUGGCCUAUCCCGCCUCGAGCUUAUGAAGCCUCAUCGUUGGCGAUCUUGAGUCAAGCAGUUCAGGCAGAAGCUACGCUUGCCGAGAUCACUCUGGCGCCUAGCGACAUGUCGGCACUGCUCUUGACGGCAGACAAGCUGGUCGCCAACCUGAGAAUGCUGGCUCUUGACGACGGUCUGGCCAUCGGAUUCGCUCCUGACCAUAUCCAAGCGGCCAUCGUGGGCUUGCUCUUGAGCGUGCACGAAUUGUGCGAUGGCGUCUCGGACCAGACAUCCGCCCCAUCAUAUGUCGCCAGAUUCAUCUCCCGAAGCUUGCUCGACCUGUAUCAGACGUCUGCAUCCCGUCAACCAACGCGCCAGCCCUCGCCCAUGCAUUCAGGGGCAGAGGCAGAAGGAGGGUUCCCAUCUCUUCAGUCCGAUCUGGACUUGGCACUACCGGAGCUGCAACGGUUCUUCGAGGCCCACGACGCCCCGGCAGACUUUUUCGACCAAGACUAUUGGGAUACGCUUUUGGGCAUGAACACGACUCGGUGA